AUGGAGACGAGAGUUUGGGAAGAGGAUCGUAACCAGCAGGCUGUACAGUAUAAAUCAAUAGCAGCCUUGUACAAUGUUUAUGUCCUUUGGCGACAGAUGUUCGUUAUAGCAAGGAUGAAAGAAAAAGCAAGGAAGAGACGGGUAUUGUUGAACUCUGGCUCACGAGAUGGCUUUUCUUUGACAGGAGAUACGCUAGUUAGAGGGCCAGUGAUGUUCACCAGAGAAGUCAUUGCAAGGGAGUCCAGCUCUACAACCACCAUGUCAUCGGCCUCAAACACAAACCAAGGUGCUCAUGACAGUGUGCUAGGAGCCCUAUGCAACGUUCCUUGUCUCAUUGCAGUGGCUUUUAUCUGCCUCCCAGGAUACCUCUUAAGAGCCUAUGUCUGUGCAAAAGACCAGAUCACCAUGGAGAAUUUCAUAAAGGCUUUAAAGUUCUUUUCAGUAGCAACCCCAAUAUUUUGUGUUGCAGUUUACUGCUCAUGUGUUUGCAAGAGAUCCUCAGAUGGGCUUUCUUCACAGGAACUCACACAGCGGUAUCAAACGGAGCUGAAAUCAAUGUGGCAGUCACAUCUUUUAUUAAAAGAACAAGUCCAUGAAAUAGAAGGCCUUAAAAUGGAGACGGAUCGCUUGCGUGAUCAGAUCGCUGGCAUCAACAAGGGCGUUCUGCGUUCUGUAAAGGAAAUUCUAGAGGAGCAUAACAUCCCGGGAGAGAAAAAAGAAGAAGUGCUUGAAAUGAUCAAUCUGGCUAUUAAGAAGAUGUAUGAGGAUCACGUACAAAUGGCUGAUUGGGCUCAAAAAACGCUCGGAGCCACCAUAGAUAAAGACAGAACAUCUAAGAGCUACGAGCCCGAGAGUAUGCGAGAUUGCUGGUUUAGAUCGUGGUUAUUCUCUUCAGCAAAGCCUCCUGAUACUGUUUUAGAGCCAGAUGUCUACCCUGGAAACUGCUGGGCUUUUCAAGGAUCCGAGGGCCAAGUUGUAAUUAAACUGCCUGAAAAAAUCCACCCGACAGCAGUUACCAUUCAACAUAUCUCCAAAGCAAUCUCCCCUUCUGGAAGCAGUACAAGCGCCUUGAAGGAUUUUGGGGUCUCUGGCCUAGGUGAUGAAACAGAUGAAGAAACUCUACUGGGAACAUUCAUGUAUGACAUUGACAAAGAAACCAUUCAGACAUUCCAACUCAAGAGUCAACAUUCAAAGCCAUUUCUGUACAUAAAGUUCAAGGUACAGAGCAACUGGGGCAACCUGGAGUUUACCUGCAUCUAUCGACUCAGGGUACACGGGACAAUGGCCAAGGAUGAAGAUAGUGGGUGA
This is a messenger RNA of Eublepharis macularius, 1308 nucleotides long. RefSeq names its product SUN domain-containing protein 3-like. Gene Ontology annotation, molecular function: protein-membrane adaptor activity. NCBI's taxonomy places the organism in Eukaryota, Metazoa, Chordata, Lepidosauria, Squamata, Eublepharidae. The transcript has 11 exons. The coding region runs from base 1 to 1308 and encodes 435 amino acids. The record is from RefSeq and is a predicted model, not a curated record. Gene Ontology annotation, biological process: nuclear envelope organization. Gene Ontology annotation, cellular component: nuclear envelope; meiotic nuclear membrane microtubule tethering complex.